Messenger RNA from Bubalus bubalis (water buffalo), 7327 nucleotides. It is a transcript of the gene SCN7A, whose product is annotated as sodium voltage-gated channel alpha subunit 7. The record is from RefSeq and is a predicted model, not a curated record. The transcript is spliced from 25 exons. Bases 470 to 5527 code for a protein of 1685 amino acids. Gene Ontology annotation, molecular function: voltage-gated sodium channel activity. NCBI's taxonomy places the organism in Eukaryota, Metazoa, Chordata, Mammalia, Artiodactyla, Bovidae. Gene Ontology annotation, cellular component: axon; plasma membrane; voltage-gated sodium channel complex. Gene Ontology annotation, biological process: neuronal action potential; sodium ion transmembrane transport; membrane depolarization during action potential.
AGACGCCACAGCUGCUGCUGUUCCAGCCGCAGCAGCCGCCGCGGACCGUCCGGGUCAUCAUCACCCCGCCCACGCCCGGUGCGGAGGCUGAGGUCGCGCACUGGCCUGGGGAUGAGGGAGUCGGCGAGCGUGGCGUGGCUGGGAGAGGGGCGGGAGGCGUGAGGAGGACUCAAAAGCAGCUUCCCCGCGGCGGGCAGGACUCCACUGCGCCUCUGCGCUGGAGAGGUCUUUGGGUGACUGACUGGACAGGCGCCCCAGAGACACUUUCUAGCCGGCAAUUCGGUGGGGUCCGUUGACUGCUGAGCUGUCGUGAUCUGGGUGGCAUCAGCUGGUGAGGGCAGACGCCACCUCCUGAGCAACCAGAACUCAGGAAACCAGAGAUCCCGGAGGAAAGAACCCAGGAGGAGAAAAGGGGUCCAGGGAGCCCAGCUGCUCAGGGUUCCCUUAGGUGCUGGUGGAAACCUGUCACAUGGCAGCAAGGGCAAAAUUGAAAAUGGCUUCCCCAGAACCUAAAAGCCUGGUCCCUUUCACCAGAGAGUCUCUUGAAGUUAUGGAACAGCAUAGUGCUAAAAAGCCCAGUGAGGAAGACAAAGAAGAUUUAAAACCGAACUGUGACUUGGAAGUCGGAAAAGAGCUUCCAUUUGUUUAUGGAAAUCUUCCUCAAGCAAUGGUGUCAGAGCCAUUGGAAGAUGUGGACCCAUACUACACUAAUAAAAGGACUUUCAUAGUAUUAAAUAAAAAGAGAACAAUAUUCAGAUUCAAUGCUACCUGGUGUACAUUGUCUCCUUUCAAUUCAAUCAGAAGAGCAGCCAUUAAGAUUUUGGUACAUCCCCUCUUCCGACUAUUCAUUUUGGUUAGCGUCCUGACUGACUGCAUAUAUAUGUCCAUGACUGAUUUGCCAAAAUGGGGGCCAGCAUUGCAGAAUACUUUGCUUGGAAUUUAUACAUUUGAAAUACUUGUAAAACUCAUUGCAAGAGGCAUCUGGGCAGGACCCUUUUAUUUCUUUGGUGAUUCAUGGAACUGGCUUGAUUUCAGUGUAACUUUAUUUGAGCAUAUUUCAAGAUAUUCACCUCUAAAUUUCAUUUCAGUAUUUAAAAUUAUGAGAAAUUUGAGAAUUUUGAAAAUUAUUCCUUUAAACCAAGGACUGAAGUCUUUUGUAGCCAUACUCAUCCAUUGUUUGAAGAAACUCACUGUGGUCAUUAUCCUAACUCUCUUUUUUCUGAGUGUAUUUUCUCUAAUUGGGAUGGGGCUCUUCAUGGGCAAUCUGAAGCACAAAUGUUUGCGAUGGCCCCAGGAAAAUGAAACUGACAUGCUGAAUAACAGAACUGGAAACCCAUAUUAUAUUCGAGAAACAGAAAACUUUUAUUAUUUGGAAGGAGAAAGAUAUGCUCUUCUUUGUGGCAACAGAUCAGAUGCUAGUCAGUGUCCUGAAGGAUAUGUGUGUGUAAAAGCUGGUGUGAAUCCUGAUGAUGGCUACACAAAUUUCGACAGCUUUGGCUGGGCCUUAUUAGCUCUAUUUCGGUUAAUGACGCAGGAUUACCCUGAAGCACUUUAUCACCAGAUCCUUUAUGCUUCUGGGAAGGUCUACAUGAUAUUUUUUGUUGUGAUAAGUUUUUGGUUUGCCUUUUAUAUGGCAAGUUUGUUCUUAGGCUUACUUGCUAUAUCUUAUGAAGAAGAAAAGCAGACAGCUGCUGAAAAAGCUACGAUUGAUCAGGAAUUUCAGAAGUCUUUACCAGAACUUCAAGAAGAAAAAAUAACAGCAGAGACCAAGACCAUACAAAUAGAAAUGAAGAAAAGAUCAUCAACUUCUAUGAUUACUUCUUUGGAUGCGUUGGAUGAUGCUACCAUCAGCCAUAAAGAAGUUUCAGAGCUUAAAAAAUCCAGGCAGAGAUGCCCAUAUUGUUGGUAUAAAUUUGCUAAAACUUUCUUGAUCUGGGAUUUUUCUCCCUGUUGGUUAAAAUUGAAAGAGUUUGUUUACAGGAUUAUAAUGGACCCAUUUACCGAUCUUUUCCUUACCAUAUGCAUUAUUCUAAACAUAAAUUUUUUGGCUUUGGAACACUAUCCAAUGAGUCUGGAAACCAGCAAUAUUCUCAGCAUUGGAAAUGUGGUGUUUAUUGGAAUUUUCACAGCAGAAAUGAUUUUUAAAAUAAUUGCCAUGUAUCCAUAUGGAUAUUUCCAAGUAGGCUGGAACAUUUAUGAUAGCCUAAUUGUGUUCCAUGGUUUAGCAGAACUUUAUCUAACAAAUUUUCAUGGACUGGCUAUUUUACGAUCAUUCAGGGUGUUACGAAUUUUUAGACUGGGAAGAUACUGGCCAACAUUUAAGAUUCUGAUGCUGACUCUUUGUAACUCAAUUGUGGCCCUGAAAGACUUGGUCCUGCUGUUGUUCACCUUUAUAUUCUUUUCUGCUGUGGUUGGCCUUAACCUGUAUGGUUCAAAAUAUAAAAAAUAUGUCUGCAACAUAAAUGAAGACUGUCAGCUUCCACACUGGCACAUGCAUGAUUUCUUCCAUUCCUUCCUGAAUGUAUUCCGGAUUCUCUGUGGAGAGUGGAUAGAAACUUUAUGGGAUUGCUUUAAAGUAGCAGGCCAAUUCAGUUGUAUUUCUUUUUACAUGAUGGUGAUUUUAAUUGGAAAAUUAUUGAUACUUUACCUGUUUCUGGCGUUGAUCAUCUCAUUUAGUUCAUACAAGCCUGCAACAACUGAAGAAAAUGAUGAAGCAAAAAAUCUCCAGCGUGCAAUGGCAAGAAUUAAAAAAGGAAUAAAUUAUGUGCUUUCUAAAAUAUUAUGCAAAAAACAAAAUGCUCUAGAGGAUACAUUGGACAAUAUAAGUGACGUCUAUGUUAAAGAGAAUAUUUCUGACCAUACUCUCUCUGAAUUGAGCAACACCCAAGAUUUCCUCAAGGAUAAGGAAAAAAGCAGCGGCACAGAGAAAAACACAAUGACUGAAAAUGAGAGUCAGUCACUAAUUCCCAGUCCCAGUGUCUCAGAAACUGUACCCAUUGCUUCAGAAGAAUCUGAUAUAGAAAAUCCAGACAAUAAGGAGAUUCAGAGCAAGUCAGGUGAUGGAAGCAGCAAAGAGAAAGUAAAGCAGUCGAGCUCAUCUGAAUGUAGUACAGUUGAUAUUCUCUCUGAAGAAGAAAUGGUCUAUGAACGUGAAAAGCCAAAGCAUCUUAGAAAUGUUUAUGAACGAAGAUCUUCAUCUGCUCAAAUCGGUAGAGGCCCCAAAAAAGGAAAAAUCUGGAAGAACAUAAGGAAAACUUGCUGCAAAAUAGUAGAAAACAAUUGCUUUAAGUGUUUUAUUGGCCUUGUCACUCUGCUUAGCACAGGUGCUCUGGCUUUUGAAGAUAUAUAUAUUGAUCAGAGAAAGACUAUUAAAAUCUUAUUAGAAUAUGCUGACAUGAUCUUCACCUACAUCUUUAUUCUGGAAAUGCUUCUAAAGUGGAUGGCAUAUGGUUUUAAAGCCUAUUUCACUAAUGGCUGGUACAAACUAGACUUCAUGGUUGUUAUUGUGUUCUGUCUUAGUUUAAUAGGCAAAUCUCGGGAAGAACUAAAACCGCUUGUUUCCAUUAAAUUCCUUCGGGCACUCAGAGUUCUAUCUCAAUUUGAAAAAAUGAAGGUGGUGGUGAGAGCUUUGAUUAAAACAACUUUACCCACAUUGAAUGUGUUUCUGGUCUGCCUUAUGAUCUGGCUGGCUUUUGGCAUCAUAGGAGUACACUUAUUUGCUGGCAAAUUCUAUGAGUGCAUUGACCCAACAAGUGGAGAAAGGUUUCCUCUAUCUGAAGUCAUGAACAGAAGUCAAUGUGAAAGCCUUGUAUUUAAUGAAUCCAUGCCAUGGGAGAAUGCAAAACUAAAUUUUGAUAAUGUUGGAAUCAGUUUUCUUUCACUGCUUCAAGUAGCAACAUUUAAUGGAUGGAUCACUAUUAUGAAUUCAGCAGUCGAUUCUACUGAUGUAGAUAUGCAACCUAAUUUUGAAAACAACAUCUAUAUGUAUUGUUACUUUAUUGACUUUAUUAUCAUUGGAUUAUUUCUUCCUCUGAGUAUGUUGAUUGGUGCUAUUGUUGCCAAUUUCCACAAGCAUAAAAUAAAGCAGGGAGGCUCAAAUAUCUUUAUAACAGUGACACAGAAGAAACAGUACCGUGCACUGAAGAAGCUGAUAUAUGAAGACUCUCAACAACCAGUACCUCUCCCAGAAAACAAGUUCCAACGAUUCAUCUUUGACUUGGUAACAAGUCGAGUUUUUAAUAUCAUCAUUAUGACUCUUAUAUGUUUCCAAGCAAUAACUGUUAUGAUACAAAGUGAUGAACAGAGCCCCAAAAUCGACACUGCUCUGUUUUGGAUUAACUCAGUUUAUGUUAUGCUAUAUAUUGGAGAAUGUGUACUAAAGCUCAUCGUUUUCCAUUGUAACUAUUUCACCAGUGGAUGGAACAUUUUUGACUUCAUGGUGGUUGUUUUCUCUAUUACAGGACUAUUUCUGCCUCUGAUGGUAGGAUAUUACCUUGUAUCUCCUUCCCUUGUGCAACUGAUACUUCUCUCACGGAUCAUCCACAUUCUGCAUCCUGAGAAAGGACUAAAGCUGUUCCAUAAUCUGCUGCUUCCUUUGAUGCUGUCCCUCCCCGCCUUGUUGAACAUCAGUCUUCUCAUCUUCCUGAUCAUGUUUAUCUAUGCCAUCUUCGGAAUGUACAAUUUUGCCUAUGUUAAAAAGGAAGCUGGAAUUGACGAUAUGUCCAACUUUGAAACCUUUAGCAGCAGUAUGCUCUGUCUUUUCCGAGUUACAAUAUUUGCUGGUUGGGAUGGGAUGCUCAAUGAAAUUUUCAAUAGUAAAUGGUCUGACUGUGAUCCUGAUAAAAUUAACCCUGGGACUCAGGUUAGAGGAGACUGUGGCAAUCCCUUUCUUGGGAUUAUUUAUUUUGUCAGUUACAUCCUCUUAACUAGGCUGAUCAUUGUAAACAUGUACAUUGUUGUUGUCAUGGAGUUUUUAAAUAUUGCUUCUAAAAAAAAAGCCAAGACAUUGAGUGAGGAAGAUUUUAGGAAAUUCUUUCAGGUAUGGAAGAGGUUCGAUCCUGAUAGAACCCAGUACAUAGACUCUAGCAAGCUUUCAGACUUUGCAGCUGCUCUUGAUCCUCCUCUUUUCAUGGCAAAACCCAACAAGGGCCAGCUUGUUGCCAUGGAUCUUCCCAUGGCUGUUGGAGACAGAAUUCAUUGCCUUGACGUCUUACUUGCUUUAACAAAGAGAGUUUUGGGUAAAGAUCUGAGCAUGGAGAAAGUUCUUUCAGAGAUGGAAUCAGGAUUGACAUUAGCUAACACUUUUAAGAUCACAUAUGAGCCAAUUACAACUACUCUGAAACGAAAACAAGAGGUAGUCUCAGCAACCAUCAUUCAGCGUGCUUACAAAAGCUACCGUUUGAGGCAGAAUGACAAAAAUACUUCAGAUACUCAUAUGAUAGAUGGUGACAGGGAAGUUCAAGCUAUCAAAGAACAUUCCUAUAUUGAUAAAGCUGAGGGAGUGUCAAUACUUCAAAGCCAGAUAUAAUCCCUCUUACUUCCUUUUCACCUUUUUUACAUGUCCCCCAAAUGUUAAAAGUUUAAGAAAGUAAAGAUUUCAUUUAAUAAUCAACUGGUUUAUAAUCCAUGAAAGAUUAGCUUGUGCUUACAAGAUCCCAUGUCCAACUUACAUUUACCCCUAAAUAUUCAAUCUAACCAAGACAACCCCUUAAUAUUACUGCAGAGUUAAAUUAGGUUAAAAUUGUUUAAUAUUCAAAUACUUGGUUUCUCUAUAUGGCUUAUAUGGUGUGUACUUCUUCUUGAGGAAGAAGGAACUAAUGGCAGAAAUUAGUAGGAAAAGGAACUUCUUUAUAUGUUUUAUGUCUACUUUAACUUGAUGAGAUUAAAGUCACCACUAAUAAGACUUAAUUACAAAUAAACAAGUACUUUCUUAAAGUGGUGUUUUAAAAAAUAAUACAGUGCUACAGGCCACUGAAUCAUAAACUAGCCUAGACAGAUACCAGUCAGGGGAAGGGAAAAUGCAGUUCUUAGAAGUGCCUUUGAGAUCAAUCAGAGAGACUCUUGGGCUGCUGAUCCAAACCAUUUUGGAAAAAUAUUGAUUAGAGCCCAGAUUUUGUUUUUGAUUGCUUUGGUUUUAUUUUACAUUUGGUCUGGGAGUUAGUUAUUUCAUUGCUCUUGGGUUCCCAGUUUCUCAUCUCUUUGGCCAGUUUCAGUUAAGGACCAGCUCUUUUAAGAGAACGGGUUCCUAGAACAUAAAGGGAACUAAAUUUAUGGCUUACAUUUUCAAAUUUUUCUCAUUUCUCCUUGGAAAAUAGUAAUCACUUUAACUACUUUUCACGGCACUUCAUUUUCUUUAUAUAUAACUUUAAGAAAGAAAUGAAUCACUAAAAGCAUGUGGACUCUGAACUAGGAGAUCAAAAUGUGAGUUUGUUAGUGGAAGUGUUUUAUAACAUUAGUGUAUGCAAGUCAAGUUUUCCUUUCUCAUUUAUUUUUCCAAAUUUUUUGUCUUACUUUUAUUUCAUCACAUACAUAACACUCUGUAAAAUACUUUCUGUUUGAAAAACUUUAAAAUACUAAGCAUUAAUUUUCACUAGUAAAAUUAAUUUUAAAGAUAGGCACAAAUAGUUGUUUUCAUGUAAUAAAAUUUAGUCACAGGCAUCUCUAUAGUUUGGGAUUCUGUUGUUUACUCCAUUGUCUUAAGACUGAUUUCUUUGUGCCUACAAAGUGCUAAAGGAUUCAAAAAGAAAAUAUGUACACUGUUGGCUUAACGACAAGUUUUAAAUAUGUUGUAUGGCAGUCAAUAUUACUUAAAUAUCGGUAAUUAUAUUUUACUAUGAGUGCAUGAUCUUGAUUGAGCCUUAACUAUUAUAAUCUAUUUCUGCUCCUCAGAAAUGUAUUAACCUGACCAAGAUGCCUUUGGGGGAUUCCCUAAGCAAAUGUAAUUUCAGGGUUCUGUUUCUGACUAUAAGUGUUCCUUCCUUCUCUCCUCCCAUUCGCCAUCAUGUGAUGGGGACCAGUGAGGAGUCAGUGUUAAUUUGGUGACAUGGUAACAGAUGGUGCUUUGUUUAAGCUUUUCAGUUUUCUAUUUCUUGGAAAAGCUUUAUUGUGGAAACUGCUUCAGGUACUUAAACUGAAUCUUAACUUGCUUCUGUAAAAUCCGUAAAGACUAUGAACUGAUUUUGGUUUGAAAGUUAUGUCUUUUAAUUAUAAAUCAUGUUUGCCACCAACCUUCCAAAAACUAUGUAAAGAAUUAUUUUUAGCAAAUCUUACAAUAUUGUACUUUUUAGAUAUUAAAAUAACAGUAAAUACUACUUGUUAACUAUGUAAA